Saccostrea echinata is the source of this 1278-nucleotide messenger RNA. RefSeq lists its product as uncharacterized. The coding region runs from base 147 to 1070 and encodes 307 amino acids. NCBI's taxonomy places the organism in Eukaryota, Metazoa, Mollusca, Bivalvia, Ostreida, Ostreidae. The transcript has 7 exons. The record is from RefSeq and is a predicted model, not a curated record.
CUGGAACAGAUAUUUAGACCUUAAUAUAUUAUCUGGUUGCGGAUAAAGGUCAAGCUUGUAUGCCCUUCUUCAGCGUUUAAGUCAGUUAUUAACAGCAAGGUAUAUACCAUACAAAAAAUAAAGAGACUGAAAAUUUCGGACAAAAGAUGAUCCCCAUCAUAGGUUUUUUCCGAUUAAUGGUAAUUUCUGUAGUACCAGUUUUUGCAGAAGGAACUCUUUCCUUUACAUAUGAAUUCGGAGAGGACUGCUCAGUGUCGUUAGAGGAUGUGAAUGAGAAUCUCGAGAUUUACGCUGAAUAUCAUGGUAAAGAUGUUUCGUCUUGGUGCGAUUAUUUUUCAUUUAAUGGAAGAGGAAGAAAGAUCUUGGAUGAAUAUGAAAUCUGUGUUAGACCAAUAUAUUUCAGGGAUCCAGACUGUUCCCUAAGAUUGGACUAUAAAUCUUCUUACAACGGUCGAACACUACAGAGUGUAAGUUGCGAGAAAAAUUCCAACACAAAAUAUUGUGGUUCUCAGGACGAAUACUUGUACAUAUAUUUUGAAAAGCGCAACGGUAAAUCAACGUCAAAAGCCAGCUUUAGACUUCACAUCACCGCUAGAAAGGUUUUUGAUUACGAAGAAAAUCAGAAGAGUCUUGUUGGAGCGAUCGUUGGAGGUGUCGUGGGGGGUUGUUUUUUCGUCGCAGUUGUGACGGGUAUCUGCUGCUGGUGUGCCUGCAGGCGGAAGCCAUCGCAAGGCCAAGUAUUAAACCCAACGCAAGCAAAUGCAGUUCCCUUGGUCAACCAACCAGCUUAUCCUUAUCCAUCACAUAAUGUACAACAUACAGAAAACAACACUGGUACUUAUCCACCUGCCAACUAUGCAGCACAGUACACAGCAUACAAUUCACAGCCUCAGUACAAUCCACAGCCUGGGUACAAUACACAACCUCAGUACAACACACAGGCUCAGUAUAAUUCACAGCCUCAAUAUGAUACACAGCCUCAAUAUCAGUCCUCAGAAACAAGUGGAUGGCAAGAACCGGAAAAACAAGCAUCAGCUCCUCCCCCUAGCUAUGAUGAAGUCAACAAAUGAAAUGAUUUCCUAUCUGUGUUGAUUCAAAUUUUAUGCAUAAAGUUCUCAUAUCAUAUCCGUCAAAAAAUGUGCAAAUGUUGUGGGUCUGUUGGUGUUUUUUUUUAUUCUGAACAUAAGAAUAUGUUGAUUUUUAUUGAUGAUUUUUAAAUUUACAAUUUACACUUAUUUGUGCUUUGUUAACACGAGUAUAAUGAACUUACCUGUACUG